AUGUCUUUGAUUUUUGCUUUAGGGGACAAAGGACAUAAAGGCUUACCCGGACUUCCAGGAGGAAAGGGGAAACCAGGUACUUUCUGUGACUGUGGGAGGUACCGCAGAGCUGUUGGACAAUUGGACCUGAAAGUCAGUCAUCUCAAGUCGUCUUUAAUGUUUGUAAAGAAUGUGAUUGCUGGCAUCCGAGAAACAGAUGAGAAGUUUUAUUACAUUGUGAAAGAAGAGCGCAAUUACCGGGAUGCACUGACUCAGUGCAGAAUCAGAGGUGGCACCUUGGCCAUGCCCAAGGAUGCGGCCACCAAUUCGCUGAUUGCAGAUUAUAUCUCCAGCUUGGGUUUACUGAGGGUCUUCAUUGGCAUCAAUGAUCUAGAGAAGGAGAAGCAAUUUGUGUACGUGGAUAACACUCCCCUACAGGACUUCAGCAGCUGGAAGUCCGGGGAACCCAAUGAUGGUUCAGGAUACGAGGACUGUGUGGAAAUGCUCAAUACAGGGGCAUGGAAUGAUGUUGAUUGUCAGCUUACAAUUUACUUUGUUUGUGAGUUUAUGAAAAAUGGUUAG
Staurois parvus is the source of this 561-nucleotide messenger RNA. NCBI's taxonomy places the organism in Eukaryota, Metazoa, Chordata, Amphibia, Anura, Ranidae. The record is from the annotation of a GenBank genome assembly.